This is a messenger RNA of Eremothecium sinecaudum, 276 nucleotides long. RefSeq names its product Pkr1p (gene PKR1). Gene Ontology annotation, cellular component: endoplasmic reticulum membrane. The record is from RefSeq and is a predicted model, not a curated record. Lineage: Eukaryota; Fungi; Ascomycota; Saccharomycetes; Saccharomycetales; Saccharomycetaceae. The coding region runs from base 1 to 276 and encodes 91 amino acids. Gene Ontology annotation, biological process: vacuolar proton-transporting V-type ATPase complex assembly. The transcript has a single exon.
AUGGCAAACUUUUUUAUUGCGCUUUGGGAGAGCAUUUUUCGGCCUGGAACCACACCGCAAUUGGUUGCUGCAACAAACGCGUCGUUUGCUAUUCUACUUGCGGUAUUGUUCUCCUUGCUAUACGUAACCCGCAGCGGACAUUUCAUAGCACUCUCGGUCAUCGCCAUGCUGCUUUGGAUUACCGUGAUAUGGUUCGUUCGGGAGUUGAAACAAGUUAACCUAAAGAGCAACGAAGAGCUCGACGUAGGAAAGAAUAACAAGAAGAAAGGAGAUUGA